Messenger RNA from Tricharina praecox, 1214 nucleotides. RefSeq lists its product as uncharacterized. The transcript has 3 exons. The record is from RefSeq and is a predicted model, not a curated record. The coding region runs from base 72 to 872 and encodes 266 amino acids. NCBI's taxonomy places the organism in Eukaryota, Fungi, Ascomycota, Pezizomycetes, Pezizales, Pyronemataceae.
CCCCACACUCCACGAGCGGAACACAAGUCGUGACUGAUACAAAAACAAACAAACAGCAGGAUCGAAUACAAAUGCACAUCUCGCGGAACCUAUACGACAUCAAAGACGAGGUGCUGCAGACGCACAUGAAGGAAGGCGUGGAUAUCGGCGAGACGCUCGCCUACUACAUCGCGGACCUGUGCGCGAUCCAACACCUAGUCCGUGCACAGCUCGAGGCGCUCACAGAGCUCGCCGGUAUAUUCGCCAACAACGCACUGGACGCGUCAAAAGGGUACAACCAGAACAUUGUGCGGCUGCCGCUGCGCCUACAGGAGGCUCAGCACAACCGCAUCGUCACGGACGCGCUAAAGAUGGUCAUCGAUGAGCGGAAGGCGUUUGCAGACCACGUCCUGCCACUGCUGGGCGAGGCUAGGAAGACACAGCAAUACCUCGGCGGAAGACACAUGCACCUCGCUGCGGAAAAACACGCCGCGCAUGCAAAGAUGAGCGCCGAGUCGAUGUCGCUGUUCACGAUCGUCACGACGGUGUUUCUUCCGCUAACAUUCUUCACCUCGUACUUCGCCCUCAACCCCGCCGAAGCAAUCGUCAAGACCGAGUUCGACUUCUGGAAGUAUUCGGGCCCGCCCACGGUCGUGUUCGCCCUCUUCACGCUCUACAUCGUGCUCUUCAAGAAGUACAAGAGUGGUGAAUACACCGAGGAUCGCAAGGUUGUGCAGUGGCUGAAAUCGAUUUUCAAAUGGACGCAUUCCUCCGAGCCACAGGCGGAUCCGGAGAUGGCGCUACAAGGGUCGGGUGCGUUGCGAGGGGAAGGAACGAUGGAGUUUGAAACACAGGACGGAGGGGUGGGUGGGCGGCGAAGUUUGCGGGGUUAGGUUGUUGGACGACAAAUUGUGGGGAAAUGGGUGGUAGACAAGGAGGAGGAGUACAUGGAGGAGGGGGAAUCGGAGGAAGAGGAAUCAGGAAGGGCAAGGAUGACGAGGAAUUGGGGAGGACGCGGAGGACAUGGCUAUGGGAAAAACGAAGGAGAACCUGGGGGGAAAGGGAUGAGGAAUUGAGGAGGAGAAGGAAACGCGACGAAAAUACCACCGCUUGAAUCAGGAAGCUAACGAGAAGGAGGAUGAAGGAUACGCGGAACGGAGGCAAUGUUGCUUGUACAUACAUGUUUUCAUGUUACUACCUAUACGAUUAUAAUGAGUGGUUAUCUAAUACCUAUG